Messenger RNA from Coniophora puteana RWD-64-598 SS2, 848 nucleotides. RefSeq names its product glycoside hydrolase family 12 protein. Bases 20 to 742 code for a protein of 240 amino acids. Gene Ontology annotation, biological process: polysaccharide catabolic process. Lineage: Eukaryota; Fungi; Basidiomycota; Agaricomycetes; Boletales; Coniophoraceae. The record is from RefSeq and is a predicted model, not a curated record. The transcript has 4 exons. Gene Ontology annotation, molecular function: cellulase activity.
UACACCUCUUCUCAACACCAUGUUCCUCUCUCUUGCUUUCGUCACCGGACUUGUUGCCCUUGCUAAGGGUCAGACCUUGACUGGUCAGUACGACUGUGCAACCCAAGGCAACUACCAACUCUGCAACAACCAGUGGGGCACCUCUGCCGGCACUGGAAGCCAGACCGCUACGCUCAACGGCGUGAACGGUAACUCGGUCAGCUGGUCUACCCAGUGGAACUGGUCCGGCGGCGACAACAGCGUGAAGACGUACUCCAACAUCUCCCCUACGACUGGCAUGGGCUCUGCGCUCAGCGCCAUCACCACCGCUCCGACCACCUGGCAGUGGGCGUACAGCGACACUUCGAACGUCCGUGCUGAUGUCUCGUAUGACAUCUGGAUUGGCACCACGCCUGACGGCGCGCAGGCCUCUGCUCAGUCGUCUUACGAGAUCAUGAUCUGGCUCUCCGGCCAGGGCGGCAUCCAGCCCAUCGGCUCCAAGACCGCGUCUGCCAACAUUGGUGGCCACCAGUGGGACGUCUGGACCGGCCCCAACUCCAACUGGCAGGUCAUCUCGUUCCUCACCACCGAGGGUGACAUCACCAACUUUUCGGCGGACCUCAACGACUUCUUCAAGUACAUCAUUGCCAGCAACGGCGUCAACUCGGGCCUGUUCCUCCAAACCAUCGAGUCUGGUACCGAGCCCUUCACUGGCUCUGCCACCCUCACCACCACCGGCUACAGCGUCUCAGUCAGCUCAUAAACGCAAAACUGCAAAUUUAGGGCCGUUAUGUAUCAUUCUUUAUUCCGAGGGUGUACUUUUCUGCGACUGUAUUCUUAAUACUACUUAUAUACAUGGUGCUUUGCGA